Ciona intestinalis (vase tunicate) is the source of this 2019-nucleotide messenger RNA. RefSeq names its product TBC1 domain family member 24-like. Gene Ontology annotation, biological process: response to oxidative stress. The record is from RefSeq and is a predicted model, not a curated record. Gene Ontology annotation, cellular component: nucleus. NCBI's taxonomy places the organism in Eukaryota, Metazoa, Chordata, Ascidiacea, Phlebobranchia, Cionidae.
UUAAGUUUAAGUAGAAUAGGUGGUGAUGCAAAUGAAUGGAGCUGGUGAGGUGGUGACACCAUUCUCUAAGUUUGUAGACCUCGAAGAAGUUGGAAAACAUGUAAAACACAGCACACAACCUGCCUCUCAAACUUUGGUGUCAACAUUCAUCAAUUUAACAGAGACGUCAAACAAACGAAGCCUUAAAACACAUUUGAGAGAAAAUCUUCACCCUGCCAAUCAUGAUAUUCGGUCCGUUCUUUACAAACGCCUGGUGCGCAAAGUCGAGUGCAAUGAAAGUAUGUUUGGCGCACAGAUGUACACAGACUUUGAGAAUGAGCAUUUGAUUGGAGUAUCAGGCAUCCUCCCACCACCAAGCUUCUGUGAAACUGAAGAUAUUCCAAACUUUUGCCUCAAUGGCAACGGCAAAGCAACUUUAAUGAAAGUCUUAAACUGUAUCAACUAUCAGUUUCCACAAGUCACUUACAGCCCUCUUUUGCCGGUUGCAGUUGCUUUAUUUCUACAUUACGAUGAAGACCCUGCCCAAGUAUUUAGUCAUGUUUGUCGAUUGAUUUUUUCCAAUUCGAAAUCCAUACAUUACCUUGAUGCGAAUAAAAAAGAGGUAGACGCAUCCACACAUCUGUUAAAAGAACUCACCCAAAAGUAUUCUAACGCCUCGCAUAAAAGCUUGUUAAGUCUUACCUCGAAUCCAGACAACGUUUACAGCCAAUGGAUUCGAUGCUUGUUCCAUGGUCUACCGUUCACAUACACUGCAAUUCUCUUUGACAUGUACCUAUUAGAAGGAUAUAAAGCACUUUACAGGUUAUCCCUGUCGGUUCUUAAGUUUUACAGGAAAAUGGGUGUGGCUAAUGCUUCAGAUAUUGUCAGCGCUGUUUUUAAUUUCAACCAAAACAUUGAAUCCAAAGUGAGCAUAAAUAUGUUGUUCCGUAAAGCAUUUGGUUUUAAACUGCCACCCAGUAAAGAGAUAAAUCGCCGGCACAGAAAAAUGUUGAUGACGUCAAACAAUCCAAACCUUCAAGAUACAACGCGUUCCCCAAUGAACCAAUGGACACAUGUAACCACCAUAAAACAAGUAGAAUCUGAAAUAGCCAGCCAAUCCUUGCUCACAACACUGUACAAGUGGCUGCCAGAUUCAACUACAGUUCUAAGUCCAGUAGUGUUAUUUUCCACAAAUAAACACGGCUACAAUCUAACUUCCUUCUUCUCAUGCUGUGAUCUUCAUGAACCUACAGUUCUUCUUAUUAAAACAGUAACAGAUGCUGUAAUUGGAGCUUAUCUUUCUACAGCUUGGGAAGAGAGAAUAAAUUCCAAGGGGUACUUCGGAACCGGGGAGUCAUUUGUCUUCAAGUUACUUCCAGAACCUGCAGUGUACAAAUGGUCUGGGAUUACUAAGAGCACGAAUAAGAUCCCGCAACUAAGUGAUGCAACUCCCAGUAGAUCAGGAUCCUGUUCCCUGCCUCCUAUCAAUGUAGACACAACUCCGCCCCCUGUUCUUCCUAAAACAGCUGAACCUCUCAUUCUUCCACCAUUAGUUGGUGCAAUGGGUGUGAACAGAACCCCCACUCCAUACCCAAGCCCACAGCGUGAUGACCUUUUCAUGAUGGCGGACAAAAACGGCAUCAAAAUCGGUGGGGGUGGUGGUAUAAGUAUCGCAAUUGACACAUCUCUUUUGAAUGGAAUAUCCCAACCAAGUUCCACUUUUAAUAAUCCCUCACUUGUUGGGGAAAACGGGACUUUUGUUUGCUCUAUGAUAGAAGUUAUAGGGUUCCAUAAUGCAUAACAAUUUUACAACAUAAAUGCAAUCUAUUUUUAUAUGACCUGCUUAUUAUUUAUUACACUCCUAUACAAUGCUUGGUGAAACUACAGUGUUACGUACAUGUCAUGUUUAUAUAUAUUGCUUCAUGUGAAAAUAUUUUGUGCCACUUCAUGUUUGUUUGUGCAAUAUAAUAUAUUCAUUGUUGAAAGUUACUCACAUUCAUAAGAUUCGUUAAAAUAAAAAUAAAGCCAAUUCUGCUUUAA